UUUUAUAGAGGAGAAUAGUACCAUGUCUAUAUAUUUUUUCCUCUUCUUUCUCCUAAGCCUUUCCACAGCCCAGGACGAUUGCAGUACUACAAAAACAUGCUCCGAUCACGGUCCACCAAUCCACUUCCCAUUCCGUCUAAAGAACCACCACCCACAACACUGCGGCUACCACGGCUUCGACCUCUCUUGCUCUCCAAACAACAACGCCACCGUUCUCGACCUCCCUAAUUCGGUCAAAGUUCUAGUCACCCACAUCGAUUACAAAUCCCGACUGAUUCAGAUUAAAGACCCAAACAGCUGCUUCCCACAACAGCUUCAAAACCUCCAUUUGUCCGCCACUCCCUUUCAAUUUGCAAAUUUCACGUACAAUUUUAGUUUAUUCAGUUGCCCUUCAACGAAACUGGGCUUUUCGUUUUCCGUCACUUGCUUCAGUGGCGGUCCUGAAGUAUAUGCCGAGUAUGGUGAGGGGGGUAUCUAUUAUUACUAUGAUCUGCCCAAGAUGCUAUCUUGCAGAAAGAUGUAUGAUUUGUCGGUUCCGAUCGAGGCGUUUCAUCAAGCUGAUCUGCAAUUGAAAUGGCACCACCGAGUUGAAGGUCAUGGCUUGGAGAUUGCAUGUGUGACUUUAGGCUCAUUUUUGCUUCUUGUAAUCUUCAUUGCAAUGUAUUGGUUCUAUAGACAAAAGAAAAUAAAGAGAAAGGAUCAUCUAAAGAUUGAGAGGUUCAUGGAGGAUUAUAGAGCUUUGAAGCCGGCAAGAUACUCUUAUGCCGAUAUUAAGAAAAUUACAAACCAAUUCAAGGACAAAGUAGGCCAAGGAGGAUAUGGAACAGUGUAUAGGGGACAACUUUCCAAUGAUGUUUAUGUUGCGGUUAAGAUCCUCAAUAGCACUAAGGGAAAUGGAGAAGAGUUCAUCAACGAAGUGGGAAUAAUUGGUACAAUCCACCAUGUCAAUGUGGUUCGCCUGGUUGGAUAUUGUGCUGAUGGAUUCAGAAGAGCUCUUAUUUACGAGUUCUUACCAAAUGAUUCGUUGGAAAAGUUUGCAUCAUCUGAUCGCGACAAUCGUUUACUUGGUUGGAAAAAGCUGCUAGAAAUUGCUAUGGGCAUAGCCAAAGGAAUUGAGUAUCUUCACCAAGGGUGUGACCAACAAAUCCUUCAUUUCGAUAUUAAACCACAUAACAUCUUGUUGGACGAGAACUUGAAUCCGAAGAUAACAGAUUUUGGUCUAGCUAAAUUGUGUUCUAAGGAACAAAGUGUUGUAUCCAUGACUACUGCUCGCGGUACCAUUGGCUAUAUUGCACCAGAAGUGUUCUCAAGGAACUUUGGGAAUGUGUCAUACAAAUCAGAUAUUUAUAGUUUUGGAAUGUUGUUGCUUGAAAUGGUAGGAGGAAAAAAGAAUUUCAAUGUAAUGGUCAAUAGCACUAACCAAAUUUAUUUUCCUGAAUGGAUUUACAAUCGUUUGGAUAGUGGAGAAGAGCUAGGAAUUCAUAUUCAAGAUGAAGGAGAUGCCAAGAUGGCAAAAAAGUUGGCAAUCGUAGGACUUUGGUGCAUUCAAUAGUACCCAGUCGACAGACCUUCAAUGCAUGGUGUGAUUCAAAUGUUGGAAGGAGAUGGAGACACUCUGAUCAAGCCUCCCAAUCCGUUUGCCUCUACAAAUCCAACUUUGGCCACGGGUCAGGCAAGUGGAAGGCCUUUUAACAGUGAGUUGGAAGUUAUUGUUGAAUCCGAGUGAGAAAGAUAAAACCACUAUCUUUUUCAUCAAUUGAUACGCGACACCGUGAGAUAUUAAUGUACCGAUGUAUAUCCUUACCAUAAAGCUUCUGUUGUGCUUUGAGUAAGUGAUUUGCCUCCAAUGUACUGGUAUUAGAAGAUCACGCCCAAUUCGUAACGUUACUUUUAUCGUCUUUUCUAGAGUUAUUGAUGGGAUUUCUAUCCCUUCGUUGUAGUCGUCCAUGGUAGCUAAGAAACAUUUUGUACCGUAACAAAAACAAAGACUUUUGCAGAUUAACGCUUGUGGUAUAGCUGUUUGGAAAUUUAUUGGAAAUAUUGCUGAUAAAUCUCGUUCUUGUGGUCAAAUUGAAUGAUACCAUCCAGAGAUUAUUAAAUUUGCAAGAAACUAGAGACAUUGAUCACUUAACAGGUCUGCUUUCCCUUUCGUCAUUCUAUCAAUUUUUUCUUUCUUUCUUUCUUUUCUUAACACAUGCAAUGAUCUCUAGCAAGUCAUUAAGUACUUCAAUUACACUUAACAAGAAGGCAAAACAAAAAUAAAAAACCAAAAUCUACACAGCUUGAGCCCGCAGAGACCGAUCAGGAGAGUUCCUACAGACUGAACAAGGAGCAUUUGUGCGAAGCCAUUCAUUGAUGCAAUUGGCGUGGAAGCAAUGCCUACAUUUGGGUUUGCUCCUCAGCAUUUCCUUGGGCCUGUACUGAGAACGAGAAAUUUUCAUGCAUGGUGACAAGAAAGUGAAUGGUUUAAAUCUGUUGACGGUUCAUAUUUUGGAAUGAGUCGAAAAGGCAGCAAAAAACGUCUUUGUUGGCAUGAAAAUGCCUCAAUUGGCAUAUUUCAAUUUUGAUAAAUCCAGCAUCUACAAAUUCGCUUCAGUAUUUUUGGUAACAAAAUGAAGACAUUGAAUUGUAAAACAGGUUUUGGUUGCAAUCAAUGCAAUAUGUAUUUACCUCCGAAAUCUACAAUAUGAAGAAGAUUGCAGUUAAAAAUUUAGCAGCCGAGACCUUCAAAACUGGAAGAAUGAAAUUGUCUUGCUCAAGAAACGGUCAUCACCAGUAAUCAUUGCAGGAGCAGAUCCCAUUUUUGAAAUGGUGAAACCGGUUAGAAUCCCUCAAAACAAUUUCUCUCUCCUUUACCAUCGAUAUGUACUUCAUAGCAUUAUGGCAAUCUCCACACACGCGUAGAUUCUUAAAUACAGUAAUACGCUUAGGUUUUGACGUGUUAAUAAGACCAAAUGUCACGGCAAUUUUCUCACUAUGUUGCAGCAGAAAUUCCUCCCUCUGUUCAUCCUCAACAUCUUGAAGAACAGAGCUUGUAUCAGGGACAUAACCCACCUCCUUUAUCUCGGUAACCAAUUGAUCAAGUUCUUUGUAUAUUUCCUCUGCUUGGGAAUGGGAUGUAUCUCCCACGUGAAACUUAUGCACCGUAUUUUCUAUCUCUAUCCAGCUACUGCCAGC
Molecule: messenger RNA, 3177 nt
Organism: Rhododendron vialii
Lineage: Eukaryota; Viridiplantae; Streptophyta; Magnoliopsida; Ericales; Ericaceae
Product: rust resistance kinase Lr10-like
Exons: 2
Coding region: 23-1552 (509 amino acids)
Biological process (GO): protein phosphorylation
Molecular function (GO): ATP binding; protein kinase activity; polysaccharide binding
Source: RefSeq, a predicted model, not a curated record